Molecule: messenger RNA, 757 nt
Organism: Lasiosphaeria miniovina
Lineage: Eukaryota; Fungi; Ascomycota; Sordariomycetes; Sordariales; Lasiosphaeriaceae
Product: septum-promoting GTP-binding protein
Exons: 4
Coding region: 125-679 (184 amino acids)
Biological process (GO): positive regulation of mitotic division septum assembly
Cellular component (GO): spindle pole body
Molecular function (GO): GTPase activity; GTP binding
Source: RefSeq, a predicted model, not a curated record
AAUCCAUGGACACCAAUAUGGACAGCGACCCCACGGCCCGCUAUGCGACCCCGCCUCUGCCGCACCCCGUUUCCAUAUCGCGCCCUGCGCCAACGGGCGCAGCCACUUGGUGAUCAAGGUGGGCAUGGUGGGCGAUGCGCAGAUUGGCAAGACCAGCCUCAUGGUCAAGUACGUUGAGGGCAGCUGGGACGAGGACUACAUCCAGACGCUGGGCGUCAACUUCAUGGAGAAGACCAUCAGCAUCCGCAAUACCGAGAUCACCUUCAGCAUCUGGGAUCUGGGCGGCCAGCGCGAGUUCGUCAACAUGCUGCCGCUAGUGUGCAACGACGCCGUCGCCAUCCUCUUCAUGUUCGACCUAACGCGCAAGAGCACGUUGAACAGCAUCAAGGAGUGGUACCGCCAGGGGCGCGGAUUCAACAAGACGGCCAUCCCCGUAUUGGUGGGGACAAAGUACGACCACUUUGUGAACCUGUCACGCGAAGAACAGGAGGAGAUCUCAAACCAGGCUCGUCGCUUCGCAAAGGCGAUGCGGGCGGCACUGAUCUUCAGUAGCACCAGCCACAGCAUCAACGUCCAGAAGAUUUUCAAAAUUGUGCUGUCGAAAGCCUUCGACUUGAAAUGCACAAUUCCCGAAAUCAGUAAUGUCGGCGAGCCGCUGCUACUAUAUCAGUCGUGCUGAAGCGGGGAGUUUUGAGUGUCGGCUUUUUGCUUUUGACGGUGGUUGUCCCUCGCGGCAACCUCGCAAUCGCCCCCCCUC